GGAUCCGAACAGAUGGGUUUUCCCACCUGCAUGAGGCAGCGUCCUAGUUUCAGUUUGAAGCAACUGUUUGCAACAGGUUAACGUUUAAGAGGGAAGAGGCCUUGCAGUUAACACCAUUCUAAGAAGUGAACCUGUCCUUACACAUACUAUAAUAAAAUGGAGUCAGAGAAGCCAUAAGUCAGACACAAUGAGAAAAUUCAUGACAGGCACAGUUUAAGAUGACUCUGAGGCUAGAAACCUGCUGGGAAACCUGGCCAACCAGAAGGAUGCUGUCAACAGGAACAGGAAAAACAGGAGGAGGAGAAGUGGUGUCCACAAUGAUGCACAGUGCUCCAGGGUCUAUCCUGCAAGGCAGAACUCCUUGGUGACUUGUGAAAAUCCUCUUCAGAUGGCUGGGACUGCAAGGCAUGACCGGGAGAUGGCGAUCCAGGCCAAGAGAAGGCUUGCUACAGCCACAGACCCCAUUGAAAGACUUCGGCUCCAGUGCUUAGCCAGGGGGUCAGCUGGUAUCAAGGGCCUUGGCAGAGUAUUUCGGAUCAUGGAUGAUGAUAACAACCGAACCAUCGACUUCAAAGAGUUCGUGAAAGGGUUAAAUGAUUAUGCUGUGGUGAUGGACAAAGAAGAAGCACAGGAACUCUUCAGUCAAUUUGAUAAAGAUGGAAAUGGGAAAAUAGAUUUUAAUGAAUUUCUUCUCACAUUAAGGCCCCCAAUGUCCAGAGCCAGGAAGGAGGUCAUCAUGCAGGCCUUCCGGAAGUUAGACAAGACAGGUGAUGGUGUGAUAACAAUUGAGGAUUUACGUGGGGUGUACAAUGUCAAGCACCAUCCAAAGUACCAGAACGGAGAAUGGACAGAAGAACAGGUUUUCCGAAAAUUUCUGGAUAACUUUGAUUCACCCUAUGACAAGGAUGGAUUGGUCACACCAGAGGAAUUUAUGAACUACUAUGCAGGAGUGAGUGCAUCGAUAGACACCGAUAUCUAUUUCAUCAUCAUGAUGAAAACCGCGUGGAAACUCUAAAUGUUUCCCAAGAGGACUUUUUGGACUAUUAUGCUGGGGUUAGUGCUUCCAUUGACAGUGAUGCCUACUUCAUUCUUAUCAUGAGAAAGAC
Molecule: messenger RNA, 1106 nt
Organism: Phascolarctos cinereus (koala)
Lineage: Eukaryota; Metazoa; Chordata; Mammalia; Diprotodontia; Phascolarctidae
Source: RefSeq, a predicted model, not a curated record